CUUAAUGGAGCAAACUCCAACCCAGAUGGGAGAAGAAGCUGUAAGGUGGGCAAAACUGAUCAUUCCUCUGGUCGUCCACUCAGCUCAUAAGGUGCAGUUACGUGGUGCCACUGCUCUGGAGAUGGGCAUGCCACUGCUUCUCCAGAAACAGCAGGAGGUAGCGGCUGUCACCGAGCACCUCAUGACCACAAAAUUAAUUUCAGAACUUCAGAAAUUGUUUUCUACAAAAAAUGAGACGUACGUGUUAAAAUUAUGGCCGCUGUUUGUCAAAUUACUUGGGAAGACCCUGCAUCGUAGUGGCAGUUUUAUCAACUCCCUGCUGCAACUGGAGGAACUUGGAUUUCGUAGUGGCUCACCAGUGGUAAAGAAAAUAGCCUUCAUUGCAUGGAAGAGUCUAAUAGAUAAUUUUGCUCUAAAUCCAGAUAUAUUGUGCAGUGCUAAGAGACUGAAGUUGCUAAUGCAGCCGCUGAGCUCCAUCCAUGUGAGAACAGAGGCUUUGGCACUGACGAAGCUGGAGGUCUGGUGGUACUUACUCAUGAGGCUGGGACCUCAGCUGCCUGCAAACUUUGAACAGGUUUGUGUACCGUUAAUCCAGAGUACUUUGAGUCUAGAUCAUUCUGCAGCAUUGCAAGGAACUCCCUCACGUCUACCAGCCAACCAAAGUUUAACCUCAGCAACCCCUGCACAGAAAUCAGGUCCUUUCCCGUUUCCAAGUCCAGUCACACCGAGGAUGACCUUGAAUUCUAGUACAGCAGGAGUGGUGGCGAUUCCUUCCAUCCAGCUUUUGGGAAUUGAAAUGCUGCUUCACUUCUUGAUGGGACCAGAAGUUUUAGAUUUUGCUAAGCAAAACAAACUUGUGCUUAGUUUAGAGCCUCUCCAGUACCCGCUGAUCAGUAGCCCUUCUUUUUUUUGUAAGCAUGCCAGCACACUUAUCAAUGCAGUUCAGGAUGGCUUUAUUGCAAUUGGAAAAGAAGUUUCUGAUUGUAUGCUGAAUGUUAUAUGGAAAGACAUAACUGGAUAUGUAAAAACAGCUAUUGAAUCAGGCAAUAAGAAGGAAAAGCAAGGGUCAGAAAUACUGACCAUGUUGCUUCAGGCCUUAAAAAACAUCGUUAGAUCAAAUUGUCUUCCUGUGCAGAAAGUACUGUCACUCAUUGAUAUUACUGUUAAGGAAUUGCCUCCAAAAGUAUUGGGAUCACCAGCUUAUCAGGUUGCUGAUAUGGAUCUUUUAAAUGGAACACCAGCUUUGUUCUUAAUCCAGCUGCUCUUCCACGAUAACCUCUUGGAAUGCUGCGUAACAGAUGAGAGAUUCUUUCUAAUUCUGGAAACGCUCGUGGGUUAUGUUUUGUCUGGGCCUACGUCUCCACUGGCUUUCAGUGAGUCCGUGAUCUGCAUUAUUAAUGAGAGUGCAAAGCAAGUGGAAAAUAAGGAGCAUCUCUGGAGAAUGUGGAGUAUUGUUGUUAAUCCACUAACCGAAUGGAUUAAUCGGACUAAUGAAGUAAAUCAGGGUGAUGCACUGGAGCACAACUUCAACGCUGUUUAUAGUGCAUUGCUGCUACCAGUGUCACACAUCUUCCCCAGUCAGGAAUUUCCACAGCCAACUAUGAAAUCCUUGUUGCGCACUUGGUCAGACCUGUAUAGAGCAUUUGCUCGCUGUGCCGCUUUAGUGGCAACAGCAGAAGAAAACCUAUGCUGUGAAGAACUUUGUGCCAAAAUAAUAUCUGGGCUAGAAGGUGAAACUCCAGUAAUGUUUUCAAUGAUGGAUGGUCUCACCCAUAUUAUAUCAGUUAUGGUUGACUGCAUCAACUUUGCACCGUAUGGUACUAAAUAUCAGCCAAAAAACAGAUCUCCACAGACACCUACAGAUUGGUCUAAGAAGAAAAAGGAACCCCUUGGAAAGCUUGCCUCUCUAUUUAAACUCCUGGUGAUGUUACUAAACUCUUUCCAUGUGUUCAGUUCCAAAGAAAUCUGUUCAGAAACAUUGGUCUCUGUCGGUCCUUCAGUUAUCGCUAUUCUCCACAACAUCAUCAGCCACGUUUCAUUGCCUUCAGUGAUUGGGACUAUGUUUGCAAUUUUUUCAAAACCUCUGGCAGUGUUUUAUGAAAAAACAAAGCUUGCUGAUGCCAUUAAAGUCUACAGUAAUCUCAACAACAAGCUUGAAAAACUACUGGGCGAGAUUCUCCUGUGUUUGCAGUCUCACUGCACCGGCUCUUACGAUAGCAAACUGCUAGAGCAGGUUUCACCCUUGCUCUGUGUCGUAUUUCAGCACAAGAGCAAACAGAUCCGCAACCAGUGUGCCCACUUCUGGAAUGCAACCUUUGCAAAGACUACCUCAUUAAUAUAUCCUGAAGAAUUAAAAUCUGUGUUAAGCCAAGCCAAAAAGAAAAUUCCACUCUUGCUGCCUGGUUUUGAAAGCAUUGAGAUAGCUGAAGAAUACAGCGGCCCAUUCUCUGACGUGAUGGAAAAUUCACAGUUGGAUGCGAAGAUCAGUGGAAUAGACGUAAAGUUGGGUCAAAAACGAGACUCUAUAUUGGCCCAGACAAGUGAACUAAAAAAUGAAGUAAAAGACAAGUCCAGUAACGUGCAAGGAACAUCUGCAAAGCUGAAACUAGAGUUUUCAUCUUCAAAGACUAAAAAUGAGAUACUUCUGGAAGAGGAGAAAUCUGUUGAUUUUGUGUUUAUUCCUCCAGAAACAAAAGCAAGAAUACUGACAGAACAUCAAAAAGAAGUGCUUAGGUCAAAGAGAGUUGGUAUUCCUGUUAUGUACAACAAUUUGGACACGUCGCAAGAUAAUACCUUAUUUUCCCAGUAUACUCAAAGCCAGGAAGAUUCCUUGGAAAAACCAUCUAUAAAAGAAAAUGCAAAAGAAGACACUAAAAACAAGCCUGAGGAAGAAAAUGCAGAGAGUGAAGGAUGCACCAAGAAAUCUGGUGAAAUCACAGAGGACUGCAAAUCAGCUAAUCAUCUUGGGAAUGCUGCCAGUGUGAAAAAGUCACCUGUUAGCCACGCAGAGAACUCGACUUUAAACAGUGAGGGAGAGUCAAGAAGGGACACAGAUGAAGAGAUGCUGGAGGAGCCAUCAGUUGCAGAGGGAUUAGAAAAAAGCCCUGGGGAAACAGCUUCAAAAGAGCCCUUAGUAGGGAAUGAGAACACUUCAAACGUCAGCAACAGUUCAACCUCAAGUGACAUAAUUUCUGGAACGCCGCAGCCCGCGAGCCGGCGGCAAUCUUUUAUCACUUUGGAGAAAUUUGACAGCUCAGGGAACAGACCCUUCAGCCUCUCGCCACUGCACAGUUUAUCAGAGAUGUCUGGAACUCCUUCUGUGGCAGAUAAAAAACAGGAAAACACAAAUAUAGGCAAGACUAGUGCUAAACCAGAAAAAUCUGCAGAAGAAAAUAAAAAGUCUCUGAAGUCUGAGCCAGAACAAAUAUUUACUGCGAUCCGAAGGCUGACUCGCAGGCAGAGCAGGAUGGAGCACCAGGGGCGUAAGCAUUCCAGGUUGUCAGUUAGGUCAGAGCAAGAGAGAAGCACCCAGGAAUCUCUUGCUUACAGCAGCAUGGAAAACAGUCGUGAACUGUGUUCUACGGUAGAAGAGAUGGAACAUGUUCUCCUUGCUCAUUCCCAAGCUCUCCAUUCUACAGAAGUAGAAAUUAAAAAAGCUGAAGAUAUGAUAGCAGAAACAGAAAAGGCCCAGGUAUUGGAUACAGACUCUAAAGAAAAUACACCCCCCGAGGCGACCCCGUCGUCUGAGCAGGUCACAGGUGAUGACAGUCAGCUUCCACUCGUGUCUCCUCAUCAGAAAACACUAAGACGUUCUUACAGACUACGUUCAGAAACUCUAGAAGGUACAGCAGAUAGUCAAGAUAAAGAUGAUGGCUGCCAAAAGAGAGAGACAUGUAAAGAAGAUGAAAAAUCUGAGCAAAAGGAGAUGGUGGAGGCUACAGAUGAUGUAUCCCUAAAGGAGAAUGUGGUUUCUGGGAAAAGCACAGAAAAUACCAAUGAAAAGGAAAGCAGCCUACCUGAGAGAUCUGCUGCAGAGGACUUCAGCUCCAAGGAGUCUCCUGCUUUAAGGGACCUUGAUGAGGAAGUGACCAAAAGUGCUAAGAGGGCAGAAGAUAACUUGAGGAUUGACGCAGAAGGUCAAGACUGUAGCUCGAGUUCAGUUGUCCAGAAGAUUGAACGUCCACGGUACCACACAAGAAGAUCUUCACAAGGAUUGCUUUCCAGCAUAGAAAACUCGGAGGCUGAUGGCUCUGAGACCAAGGAAGAAAGCACAAAGAAGAAAAAAUAUGCAAAAGUGAAAAAUAGAAGUGAUUCUCUUGAAGGUAAAUUGAAAGAUCAACAGUUGGGAAGCCACAGCCAUGAGGUGUCUUCCCAAGGAAACGAAACUAAGGAUGUGUUGGAAGGAAAUAAAGGUGAACUGAGCCAUGAAGUCAGCACAGAUGCUGCAUCGACAUCUGAACCGUGUGACCUGGCAAACCAAGUAAUUCCUACAGACAGUAGCAAAGCUGUGGGAUCAGCCAGCUCAGAGAAUCCACCUGACACACGGAGCACGAAUACAGAACAAAACAAGGGCCAUACCUUGAUGGAGUUGUUCACCAGCCCCUGUGUGUCUGAUCAAGAUUCAAAAGCAGCAGAAGAAAAUAAACACCUUGAGAAGCCAACGACCACAGGAGACUCUUCAGCUGUUCUGCCUGAACCCACGCCAGGAGCAAACACUUCAGGUGCUGAUCUGUCCUCUGCGCAACUGCCCGAGUGUCAGCACAAAAGAAGUAAAAGGGUGAAAAGAUCGAGGAACUGUGAUUGCUGUUGUAAAAAGCCAAAGCAGCAACUGACGUCCUUCACUGAAUCAAAAAAGGAGAAGGCUCCUGAACUGAACCAGCCCCAAACCACCCCAGUUCAGGCGUCUGUAAGUAGAUCAGCGAUGUCUGGGAGCUCAAAUUUUGAGGAGAGCUUGUCCAUGGCACCUUGUGCCAUGAGCACUCCAUUACAUCCUCCUAAGGAACCCAGCACCUUUCACUUGGAAGGCAAGAGAACUUCUGAAGAUCAUCUGCAAGGAAAUGGUGCUGUAGUGGGGGUGGAUCUAGAGAAUCCAGAGUGUCCAGCUGCUGAAAUCACUGGCUCCAUGGUGGAAAUGAAAGAACCUGCUGAUCAGAACAACCAAACUGAAGAGUUUCUGUCUGAGCUCGUGUCAGACAAGCCUGGUGACAGCUCUCUGGCUGCAGAGGAUCAGAGCAAAGAACCAACCACUACAGAAAAAGACGAGAUAAGUCAGGAUGGACAACUGGAGGAGAAACCUGAGGGACUGGCUGUUGUUAUCAAACCUGAGAAAAACGAGAUGAAUGAGCUAGAAAGCAAUUGGGAUGGUGAAGAAGCAGUUGAGAACAUUGUAGGAGAAACUUGCAUUAUUCAAGACAGAGAGAUAAAGGAGGAAUUAGUGGAAACUGAAAUUACUGUGCCUGAAAACAUGACCAUAGACAGAGAAGAAGCAGUAGAAAAUAACGGUGUGGAGUCACCCCGAAAGCCAGAAGAUGAUGGUCUAGCGAUAGUUAAUGAAAGCCCCAAUGGUAUGCAGGUGCGCUGCAUGUGGUCUCCUUCAGCUUCUCCAUCCACCAGUAUUUUAAAGAGAGGUUUCAAAAGAAGCCAAGAAGAUGAUUCCCUGUCCCCUGCUAAUAAGAUUCGUCGCGUCUCUUUUGCAAACCCCAUCUAUCAAGAAGGACUGGCGGAUGACAUAGACAGGAGAAGUCCUGUUGUUAGAUCCCAUUCUUCUUCACCAUCCUCCCGAAGUCUGAAAAUCUUGUCUAAUACCCAGGUGAAGCAUAUUACCACUCCAACCAAAGGACUUCUGUCCCCAGGAUCUCGUAACCCUAAAUUUAAGAGCUCAAAGAAGUGUUUAAUUACAGAAAUGGCUAAGGAGUCACUGCCGUGCCCCACGGAAUGUGUGUAUCCCGCCUUGGUUGGCUGCAAAGCACCAGUUGAUGUGAUUUUACCUCAGAUUACAUCAAACAUAUGCGCCAGGGGCUUGGGGCAGCUCAUUCGGGCAAAGAACAUUAAGACAGUGGGUGACCUGAGUACUCUGACAGCAUCAGAGAUCAAAACUCUUCCCAUCCGCUCUCCCAAAGUUUCCAGUGUUAAAAAAGCUCUUAAAGGAUAUCAUGAGCAACAGCUGAAAUCUCGAGGAUUUGAGGAAAUUGCAGUGCUUGAAGAUGCAGAAAAGCCCGUAAAUAAUGUAGAGGAUAAAUGUCUUUCUGUCGAUGAAGAAAAACUUGCAACAGAUCUGAUUGAACCCAGUGUCUUGAACACCAAUGACCAGCCCACGGCGGAUCUCCUGAGCCAGAUGAACACUCUUGCUGCUCAGCUGACCUCUGAAGAUCUCCACAGCUAUUCAGGAAGUCAGCUUCUUGAGAUGCAAGAAAAACUUCUUGGCAUGAUAAACUGUAUCAUGAAAAACCUGCAGUCCCGCUGGAAAUCGCCGCCCCAUGAAGGUUCCGAUUAG
Molecule: messenger RNA, 6493 nt
Organism: Antrostomus carolinensis (chuck-will's-widow)
Lineage: Eukaryota; Metazoa; Chordata; Aves; Caprimulgiformes; Caprimulgidae
Gene: RIF1
Product: replication timing regulatory factor 1
Exons: 30
Biological process (GO): telomere maintenance
Cellular component (GO): chromosome, telomeric repeat region; nucleus
Source: RefSeq, a predicted model, not a curated record